AUCCUUUUGGCGCUCCUCGUCCUGCUCCCGGACAUAUUAUUGCUUAUAGUUGUCAGACUCGCUUUGGUAAUUGUUUUACUUGAGCGGAGAGAAUGAUAGCUCAUGGAGUAGUUGCAUAAGCAUUUCUAAGAUUUCUCCAAAAUUGGGCCUUUAAACUGGAUCUUGUUGCCAGUACUUCUCAAGAAGUUUAGUCAGGGUUGGUUGUGUUCGGUUAAAGUCCAUAAGACUAUUUGUCUGGAGGUUCAUGCAGCUACAUCUUAUUCGUUUGGUUGUUGUCCGUUUUACAGGUACAGCAGGAAGUUGCGUCGACCAAACGAACAGUCAUAAAUUAUAUAACAACAUAUUUAUAUCAUAAAUUAUAAGCUAAAUUAAAACAAAAAUAAUAUAUCAAAAUAUUUAUUAUAAAAUAAAAGUUAAAUAAUACACAAAUUUUAAAUAAAUUAAACAAAUAUUUCAAUAUCACAUAUGAUAAUCGAAAUUAUAAGAAAAUAUAAACCAAGUCAUUAACUAAAAUAUUUAAUACGAUAAACGACUUCUAUUAUAUUUAUUUGUGAUGUUUUUAUGCAAAUUUCUAUCGUUCUAUCACCUGCCGGCUCACAUGUACAAGAACUCAGACUCAUUGUACAACGAGCUCUUAAAGUACGGAAGAAAAUAGAGAUACAUUUUGGAGACGCCAACAGCUAGCCGCUUCUAAAUUCUUACAAAGAUAUUUGUCAAGGCCAUAUUCAUUCGGUGUGCCCAACUAGCCAACUAAAGUCUACUGGAAUAAAAUGGAUCAGCAGAGAUAAAAAAAACCUCACUCACUCUCAAGACUCUUAACACAAGUAAAGAAAGUGGUAACAACCGUAAAGUUAAGAUAUAAACUUUUAAUGACGACAAGAAAAAAUGUGAAUGAAUCCUAUAACCAUAUCCAUCUCUCGGUUCGGUAAUUAAGAAUCACAAAAUGUAUUUGUAUAAAAUAAUUUUAUUCUUUUUCAAGAAAAAACAAGAAUGGAGGAAUAUUCAUAGCUGUCAGAGGAAGUGUUCAUGCGUGGCAAAAAUCAAUCAAACUAUCAAUGAUUGUUCACUGAUUUUUUUUCUCUUCCAGGUACUUUAUUCUCUUCCACCAGUUCAUGCUUGACGUUUUUCUGCGUUCCUGACGACGCCCUUCUUUAAAACUAAAAAGCAAAUUAUAUUAAUCUCAUUCUUUAUAAUUAAUUACCAAACAAAUUAUAUUAAUCUCAUUUAUAUAUACUUAUAAAUAAUACAAGUAGUACGUAUUUAAAAAUGAAUAUAACUUACAAGUUACAAGUCUCAUUACAUUUAUCAUAUGGAAACAUCUUAUUUGAUCUUCAGUUUUCUUUAUCACAUUACUUCUCCCAUAUACAAAUUAACGCAAAAUCAUGUGUCGAAGAAUUAACGAAUCUACACAGAAUUACUAAACUAAUUAACAGAAAUCCAUUGCUAAUAUACUCUAAGAAAAAAAUACUACCGGUCAGUGAGAUUAAGCUAUCAUUAUAAUCAAAGGAUGAUCACGUGUAAGGAAGAGAUAAGCCGUUGUCUCAUCGGGUACGCUAAAACCACCUGAGACGCGUUUUUGGUAGGUUGAUAGAAUCCUGAAAAAAAGUUUUAACAGUUUUUUACCAAAAAAAGUUUUAACAGUAAAUUAAUAACGUGAAAGCGUGUAUAAAAAUGGUAUUCAUUACAUCAUAACUGUCAAAUGUUUCCUUGCAUGUAAAAAAAAGAAAGGUUUCCUAGCAUUGUAUAUGAUUUAUCCACGUCGACAGCCGUAACGAUGUGACAUCAUAAUGUUGACAAUAUGCAAGAAGAAUGCAUACGAGACUUUAUAGUAUCGUUUAGUUAUUAUUAUUAUUUUUUUGCUAAACUGUAAAUAUUAUUAAAAAUGAAACUUUUGUCUUUUACAAAAUAAAAAGCUUUUACAUAUAUCUUUCUUCGCAAAAAUUAGAUAAAAAACAAGAAAGGUAGUAGGUUUUUGGCUAUUGGAUAUGACCGGGUCAUCUGAUCCAAAGUGCCAUGAUGUUGGUGAAUUUGCACCUCAUGCGCCUUGCAGUUAUUGUGUUUCUCACAUCUUUGUCUAUUAAUCUGAAAGUUUCAGCCUGAAGAAGAUGUGUAUUGUUGUGGAGAGCACUGUUCCUUUGUCUCCAAACGUGGUAGAUGAGCACUUGGGCAACCAGUUUCUUGAGAAUAGGUGUAGCUUUUAGUUAUGGUAUAUAUUUACAAUGAUUCCUACAUUAAUAACCCGGUUUAAAAUAACAAUGAUAAAGCGUAGUGUGGAAUUAUAUAAUCGCGCAAGUACAGAAGCAAAAGGAACUAAUGGGUUUCUACGAGAAUACGUGAAAUUAAAAAGUGAGAUUAAUGAAGUUUAACGUCAUCGCAUCAUCAUUGCUCCACCACUCUUCUAUUUAUAGUCUUUUUUAUCAUUUUAUUUAUUUUCCUCUCCACUCUUUUGGUCUCUUUCAUUUUCCUUCCAUCAUUUCUCUGUUGAAAGAAAAUAUCGUCUCUACAGAAAAACCAAAUAAGAGAAGAAUAAACAAACAUGGGCCAGUGUUCAUCGACGACAAAGAUGAGGAGAAAGAGGAAAAGAGAAGAAGAAGGUUGCAGAGAAUCAUCAGUGGAAAAGAAUAGGGGAUGUUUAGCGAUGGUGAAUGAGAGGCGUUCUAGGUUCUACAUCGCCAGGAGAUGUGUUCUUAUGUUACUUUGCUGGCACAAAUACGGCAACUCUUGAUUUAUCAGGUUUUGUGUUUUUAUUACCAAGUAAAAAUAAAACACACACGUACAUAUAAUUCGAUUUUGAUAACUUUUUGUUGUUCUCUGUUCAUAGCUUAUGUUUUUUGAGUUUGAUAAUUUCAAGCUU
Molecule: messenger RNA, 2854 nt
Organism: Brassica rapa (field mustard)
Lineage: Eukaryota; Viridiplantae; Streptophyta; Magnoliopsida; Brassicales; Brassicaceae
Biological process (GO): negative regulation of cell population proliferation
Source: RefSeq, a predicted model, not a curated record